Messenger RNA from Cryphonectria parasitica EP155, 2244 nucleotides. RefSeq lists its product as uncharacterized. Bases 1 to 2244 code for a protein of 747 amino acids. The record is from RefSeq and is a predicted model, not a curated record. The transcript is spliced from 2 exons. Gene Ontology annotation, molecular function: DNA-binding transcription factor activity, RNA polymerase II-specific; zinc ion binding. Gene Ontology annotation, biological process: regulation of DNA-templated transcription. NCBI's taxonomy places the organism in Eukaryota, Fungi, Ascomycota, Sordariomycetes, Diaporthales, Cryphonectriaceae.
AUGGCACCCGAACUAACAAGUCAUCGGCGGACCGGCGCGCCGUCCCCUGCGCCAACCGUUGACUCCUCGACCUCAUCUUCCACCCUAUCACACGAUGCUCAGAGGCAGAGACGACCCAGGACAAGCAAGCCAAAGGUCAAGACAGGUUGCAGUAACUGCAAGCAGCGGAGGAUCAAAUGCGACGAGAAACGGCCGGCCUGCUCGAACUGUGUGCGUUCAAAGAAGAACUGCUCCGGCUAUCCACCUCCAUCAAGAAGCGCACGGCCGUUCGAGGAAAUACCAAUCCUCCCCAGACCGAGACCUACGGACGGCUCGGCAGCAACCGCCCCACAAACUAUUCGGCCUACCCAGUCCAUACAGCUUCCCCCCCGACGUGUCGCCAAACAACAGCGACGGAACACGCCACCUCAGGAAAGGCCUUUCGCGCAGCAGCAGCACCAGCUGCAUCACCAGCAGCAACAACAGCAGCACCACCAGCACCACCAGCAACAGCAGCAACAGCAAAAUGCCAUUACCCUCUACAGACCGACGACAUUCCCCUUCGCUCAACAGGAAGGCCUCUAUUUUCAGUUGUUUCAGUCCCACACUGCGAGCGAGCUGUCGGGCUACUUUGACUCGGUAUUCUGGUCACGCCUGGUCCUGCAGGAAUGCCAUUCUGCAGUAGCAAUCCGUCAUGCCGUGGUGGCACUGGGCGCGCUAUACAAGACUCUAGAAAAGAAUUCCGAAUCACCUCCCACUUCGCCACGGCCUGGUGUCGACUAUGUUGACAGUGCAUAUCGUCAUUGGGAGGUGGCGGUAAGAUCAUAUUCCAGCGCGUGCACAUCACUGGUCGGUGUCGCCGGUUCAGACAACAGCGCAAACAGGACGCGGCUCAUGGCCAGUGUCUUGCUGGCCUGUUUUGACUCGUUUAUUGGUGACCACAAGCAGGCGAUCAAGCAGAUUCAGACCGGCCUGAGCCUUCUGGAACAGUUGCGCGCACAGAGACGCCGCGCAUUCAUGGCACAUCCAGAAGAGCCCGUGGAAGACGAGAUUAUCCAGAUGUUCACACGACUGGCGAUCCAGGCAAAGUCGUAUGAUAUGGCCUUCCACUUUCCUAAGCCAUAUGUCGUACGGCUGAUCCAGCCAUCGACGGACCCGUCUUCCCCCCAGUCCGAUGGAGGGUCCCCUGUGUCCCUGCAUCAAGACCCGAUUCCUGAUCGCUUCGCAUCCCUGCACGAGGCGCGAAUCGCCUGGGACACGCUCUGUGAGAGGAUGUUCAGAUUCACCGAAACCCUCUUCUCCACCGCAAGCCAAAACGGACCCAUGGGCAUCUUGCCCGCUACUUUGCACCAGUACGGUCUAGGAUUUCGGGGCCAGAUUGAGUCCUGGUCCCAGGCGUUUGACCACAUCCUCACCACGAGGUCUGCACCUGGCGUGAUCAGCCAAGAGAAGGCCGCGAUAGCGGUCCUCAAGAUGUCCCAGCUGAUGGGACAAGUGCUCUUCUCGAUGACGUUCAGCGACAGCGAAGGCCAUUUCGACAAGUUUGAGCCUCAGUUCCAGAAGAUCGUUGACCUUGGACGCGAGGUUGUGGGCGAUCAAGAACGUCGGGCGGCUGAAAAACGGUGUCCUGAUCCCCGAACAUGCCGACAUUUCACGAAGCAUGUGGCAGAUAUCUUUGGUGGACAUGAGUAUACGGCAACUCACAUCAAGCCCAGCUUCAGCGCAGAUAUGGGGAUCGUCCCGCCACUCUACGUCGUGGCGACAAAAUGCCGCAACCCGCUCAUCAGGCGACAGGCGAUCCAGCUGCUCAGGAGCAGCUCGAGGAGGGAGGCCAUGUGGGAUAGCGAGCUCACAGCGCGCAUCGGCUCCUGGAUUAUGGACAUCGAGGAAGAAGAAGACCUGGAGGCAUUGACUCCAGGCCGCAGCUCGCUAGGCUCAUUCUCAGAUGCGAGCGGCCGGUCUCCGCUCACUGCUUAUACGAGCGGUGGCAGCCCUCGGCCCCAUUCUAGUUAUUCAAACGGCUCCGUCGAAUUCGGCAACAACCUAGGGCCCGGUGGCAAUGCGAAGUGGGAUGCCCGACGAGGAUCCACCGUCAGCCAGGCCAAUAGAGUACAGCAAAAGGUUGUCCCCCACGACAAGCGGGUCAUGGUCAUGGCGGUCGAGUUCAACCUGCGGGAGCAUAACGCAGUUCUGCAGUGCGGAAGUAGAGGCAUCACUGCCGGAACCCCGGAUCUGAAGACCCGUGUGACGCAAAUCACAUGGUGA